AUGGCUGAACGAAAGAAGAAAUUUCCGAACCGUCACGUAUUCAGCGAUGAUGAACUGGAGGCACCUCCUCCACAAACGCAAAUAUUGGAGCGCGUUAAAUCGGAUCGAAUGAUAGCAUCGACCUCGAUUGAUGAGGAUAGAAGGCGUCGUACGAUAAUUGUUGAGAAGAAGAAAGGUAGUUAUGGAUUUACACUUCAAAGUUAUGGAAUUCAUUAUCAAAAGGAGAGAGAAGUGGAAAUGAUUACGUAUGUUGAUCAUGUAGAGUAUGAUGGGCCAGCUUAUAAGUCUGGAAUGCGUGAGGGUGAUGUUAUAUUGUCAAUAAAUGGAACUGAUAUGGAAAAUGCUGAUCAUAAAACACUAGUCAAUUUCAUUAAACACUGUGAUAGUCGUAUGCGAAUGGUUGUUCUGUUUGAGAAUUGUGUAAGAAAGGUUGAGCUUCAUAUGAGAUAUAUUCAGCUACAAGAAAUUUUACAAAAUAAGAUGGCUGAGCUUGAGGGUAUUGUGAUGAAAGAAAAGGAAAUUGUUGAUGGAAAAUGGAAGACACAUUCGCUGCCUGCUCGAAAGAAAGCUACUGAUAAUGUCAACGAUACUCAAAUAUCGCCUUCUGAUCAUGAAUCAACUACACUGCCAUACACACGACCUCUGUCGACUGAAGAUGUCGCUAAACUUUCAAAGCAACAGCAUCAAAUUAUUCCGCCACCUGCACAAUUCAUUUUAGCUUAUCAGUAUUUAGAUCCUUAUCAUAAGCACAUCAUAAAAUCAUCAACACCAAAUAGUAGUGGUGAAUAUCUUGUAUCAAAUACGUCAUCAUCCUCGCUACCACGUUCGCAUAACAACUAUUUCAUAUCAUCAAAUGAAAAUAAUUCUUAUUCAAGCUUAUCAAAUCAACAGAGUCCCUUGCAGCGAACUACCAAUCAGCCACAGCAUCAUCAUCACCAUCAUGUACAAGAUUCAUCAUCCUUAGAAUAUACAAAUAUGCAUAACGCUUCUGAUCAUCAGCCACAACAAAAGUCUUCGAAAAGUCGACGGCAUUGCCAUGCAAUUCAUAGCUGUAAUCCAUGCAUGGGCCAUCUGAUAAGACGUGGGAAUGAUAAAGCAAAUGACAAAGGCAAUGAUAAAGACAAUACUAGUCUAGAUGCUUACGACCUGGCUAGUCCUUGUUGUGAGGCAAACUGUGUGCCAGUCAAACGUCGCUCAAGGCAUCAUAAGGAACAUCAUCAUAAACAUAAGCAUCGUGAUAAGGAACGACCGCCUAGACCUCGUUCUCAAUCUCAUGCUUCAACACAAGUUGAGAACCCAAUGCAUUUUGAUAAUGUGAAGCAUGAGCAUCACGCAAACAAUUAUGACAUAAGUUCACAACUUGCUAGCCAAUGCAGUCUUCAUUCAUGUAAUUCAAGUGAUCAUUGUCAUAGAAAUGCUGUAGAAAAUCCAGGCUAUACGAGUUCAUUAAGCAAUGAUACAUUGUGGGAUCCAAAGAGUGACACAGGAACAACAUGUAAUCGACAAAGUGCUUUUAAGCCACGUCCGACUUCGGUAUAUCAAACUACGUCUACAGCACCAAAUCAUUCAUACAUUCAUCAUCGUUACGUUCACCCUAGUCAAGUGCAGCCAAUUCAAAAUUCUAUUACCACAACUCAUGCGUAUAUUCCACCUCAAUACAAUAAUUCAAAGCCUAAAUCGUGGGAUAAUUUAGGUAAAACUGGCGGCACUGGAAAUUAUGCAAGUGGCAUAAAUAAUAAUGCAUAUAUGAAUUAUCAAGCAUCGACGAAUAAUAAGGGACAGCAACAGCAGCAACAAAUCCCACAAGGUCAUGUCAUAAUUUCGAGAAAAUCCAAUCAAGCACCUUACGGUCGUUAUUCUGCGUACACAGAAAUUGAAAAUUAUGUGCCAGCUCCUCAAGCAUUUUUACAGGAAGAGACGAUCACAAAAACUACAAUAAUUACGACAAAAUCAACAGAGAAUCUCAUUAAUAACGCUCAAUAUGACGAAAGCUGUGAAUGCCUUGCACAGCCUCGUACAGCAUCAACAACUACAACACAGCGAUCACCAAAGCCCGUGAUCUCAUCAAAUUGUGCUGCCUGUAAUAAUGCGGCCAAUAAUUUUAAUAAUGUAAAUCAAUCAUAUCAAGGAUACUACUCAAAUCUUACUCGUAAUAAUCCAACUCGUUACAUUCCAACUAAAACAGAAAUAACGCGUUUGUGA
This is a messenger RNA of Chironomus riparius, 2202 nucleotides long. NCBI's taxonomy places the organism in Eukaryota, Metazoa, Arthropoda, Insecta, Diptera, Chironomidae. The record is from the annotation of a GenBank genome assembly.